AAAUAGAAAGAGAAAGAGAUAGUCACUUAUUAGCAGUCCCAACAUUGCUCGUAAUAUUCUAUAUACAGCAAUAAAGUAUGGAGUGGGGAGAGCAGAGGAGAGAAUGAACCCAAUUCCGGGAUUCCCGAAGUGAAAGAGGAAUAAAAAAUCACCGCAGAUUGGCAUUUGGCCUGGUCAUUGUUUUGUGUGCCGUCGAGUUGUCGAGUGUUUUAUAUAUGACUUGAUGUUGGCAUUAAUCAUUUUGUUCAAGUAAAUAACGUAAAUUUCAUCAAAAAUCAAUUAUGUUUUAUAAUCCUCCUCCUGUUGAAGCUAAAAAAAUUGUCGAAAGACAAUUUUUGCAAGAGAAAACAUUUAAUGGUAAAUUUGAAGUUGUAUGGAAUUUUAUAGCUCCAUAUAUUAAAGAAGUUCCUAAUACAUUCGUCAAAACAGUUGAUCGUUCAAUCUUCUGGAGAAAAGAAGGUAACAAAGAAUUCAUUAGUGCAAAAGAUGAAUAUUAUUUGAGUGAAUCAAUUGAGGCAUACACCAAGAGCAUCGCUGAUGCACCAGUUGGAUCCGAAGAAUUGUCAUUGGCUUAUGCAAAUCGUUCAGCUGUAUUGUUCAGGGCAAGUCUCUAUGAAGAUUGUCUUCUUGACAUUGAACGUUCUUUAAAAUCAGGCUAUCCAGAUCAUUUGAAAACAAAAUUAUAUGUUCGUCAAGCAUUGUGCUUCAAGGCCUUGAAACCAAACUCAAAACUUGAAGCAGAUAUUUCAAUGGCCAGUGCAAUGCAAUGGCUAUCUAAUUUUAAAGAAAAAAGUCCAAAUUAUAACAUCACAAAUGAAUAUUCAAAGAUGAUGAAUGAGCUUAAAGAACCACGUGAAAUUAAUAAAUUUAUACCAGAAAUAAAAAAUGAUAAUGCAAUAAUUGUUGGUGCAUCUGAUGCAAUUGAACUAAAAAAAACAAAUAAAAAUAAUCAACAUAUUGUUGCAACAAGAGACAUUAAAUCUGGUGAAUUUAUUUACAUUUCUGAGCCAUUUGCAGCAGCUAUCAAUACUGAACUACGUUUUACUAAUUGCUGGCAUUGUUGUCGUUCAACUUUGGCUGGUGUACCAUGUGAUGAUUGUCCAAGCGUCAUUUAUUGCUCUGACAUAUGUAAAAAGAGAGCAUGGCAUAGUUAUCAUAACAUUGAAUGUUCAGUAUUAGGAUUACUUAUAAAACAUGACAGAUUGGAAAAAUUUUCAAAGUUUGGAAUGAUAACAGAACAUUAUUUUCGAGAAAAAUAUUUAAUAAAGUCAUUAAACUCAGUGGGUGGUUUGAUUGAAUUAAAGAAAAAAAUUGACAAUAUCGACUCGAUGAAAAAUAAAGAAGUAAUAUUCACCAAUGGGAUUCUUGAUGUUAAUACUAUCGAUAAUUUUCUUCGUCUUGAUUAUUUUGAAGCAACAUCACCAGAGUGUACAUUUGAAUCAGCAAUACGUGCAGUAUUGAUUGUUACAAUCUUUGCUCUAAAAACAGAUAUAUUUGGUAAACAAAUGACAUUGAAAGAUUUGAUUAAGAGUAAAGAUAAAAAAAUAUUAAUUUUGGGAGAAUUAAUAUUGAGAUAUACAAUGAUCGCUCGUCGCAAUAGCCAAUUCGUUACAGAGCUGUCAGAUGGUCAUACUGCUGUUCGGUCAACUGCCAUGAUACCAUUUUAUAAUAUAUUAAAACAAAGCUGUUAUCUAAAUGUCAAUUGCACUUACAUGGGUUCAAAUGCUGUAGUAUAUGCUUGCAAACCAAUCAAGCAAGGACAACCGAUACUCAUGAGUCCAUAUCAUAUGACUUCGAAAAUCGAGCCAUGUAGACAAUCAGGACGCUCUACUGAUAAACCAAAACCAUGCAAAUGUACAGCAUGUGUCGAGAAUUGGCCAACUAUGGAACAUCUUCCAUAUUACCAGAGUAUGAUAUUGCCAACAAGAGCCAAGAUGGAAAUGCACUGUACGAUGCUAAACUAAAAAAGUGGAAAGAGCUCAUUGACCAGGGAGAUCCUAAAAAAUUAUUAACAAUUAAGGAUAAUUUGAGUAGUGUUAAUAAUAAGUUUCAUCAAUACACCACUGUUCCCUGCAAAAAAAUGCCACUUUUUUUUAUUUAUUAUUCAAAAAAUCAUAUGGUCAAUUACAUACAGUUCAUGAUACUCUCAAGUAAUUAUUUAUCAACAGAAAAAAACAAGAUACAGCUUCGUAUAAAUUAUUUACAAUGUUCUUCAUUGCUAAUAUAUGUAGCAAGAAGAAUAAACAAUUAAAAUUAUCAUUAGUUAAUUUUUCUUGGAGUUAUAAAAUAUCUUUAAUGAAUUAAUAAUGAUUAUUAAUUAUGAAUUAAUAAUGAUUCAAAUUUAAAUGAUUUUAAAAAAAAAAAUGAAUAACUUUUAAAUGGUUAAAUUACUUUUUUUCAAAAACUCUGAAAUUUAUUAUUUCAAUUCAACGGAUUUAUUAAUGUUUAAUAAAUUUAAGUGUUUUUUGUGUUUUCGAAUUCAAUUAAAUAUAAAAUACUGUAGUCUAAAAA
Messenger RNA from Aphidius gifuensis, 2511 nucleotides. Its product is annotated as SET and MYND domain-containing protein 4-like. Gene Ontology annotation, molecular function: protein binding. The record is from RefSeq and is a predicted model, not a curated record. NCBI's taxonomy places the organism in Eukaryota, Metazoa, Arthropoda, Insecta, Hymenoptera, Braconidae. The transcript is spliced from 6 exons. The coding region runs from base 282 to 1964 and encodes 560 amino acids.